AGCAUUUUGUUUCCAAAAAUUGUUCAAACAUGUGGAAUAUAACUUAGGUUGUAACCAUUUUCCAUAAAUAAGACACUUUUCUGAAAUAACAAGGGAAAUUUUUCAAGGUUUCUUAAAUUCAAGGAAUAUGUGAAAGAAUUGGACAUGGUGUGAUAAAUGUAGGAUGGAGAAAGAACAAACAAUGGCUGUGGAUGCAAUGAUGAGGGAGAUCAUGAACAUUGGAUGGACCUCCAGUCAGGUCAUCAGGCAUCUCUCUCAGAGUGGCAUCAUCACACUGGAGGAGCGUAAGGAGUUGUUGCUUUUGGACAAAAGACCUCUGUGUACAAAGAAAAUUUUGACAAUACUGAAGAAAAAGACUGGUGGUUUCAUAGCUUUAAAGAGAGCACUAAUGAUUGAGAAAGUUCACAACCGACACCUCGUAGAGAAACUUGAGGCAAGAUACCAGAAGUUUCUUCAGAAUCCAGUAUCUGCAAGUCAGAAACCCAAAGUGAAAGAAAAACUUUCACCAACAGAAGUCACACACAUCUUCCAUAAAUUAAGCAUACUUGUUUGGGGCAAAAAUUCAAAGGAAAUCAAUGACACAAACUUUGAAGAAUUUGAUAAAGUUUUGGAUGAACUCGAGAGUAACAGAGACUUGUUGUAUAAUGACGACAGGAGAGAUGAGUUCAGAUCAUUGUUCACGCUCAUCAUGCAAGUCAAAGAGGAAAAUCGGCUUUACGCUGAAAAUGAAAAGGUGAUGAAGGAUGAAGCGAAGAAACUUAAGAGAAAAGUGCGAGAUGUUGAAGCCAAGAACUACGAGUUAGAGAUGGAGAUAACCGACCUAAACCUGAGUCGUGAGGAUGAGGUCAACCGUCGUAUCGAAGAAGUCCGGAGAAGACUCCUCAAAAGUGGCUUAGAUGAUCCUGAUGAAGAAUUCUUCAAAGGCAGCAAGGAAGAAGAAGAUGCAGAAGUCCUAGAGGACAAGAAAAGUGAUGAAGAAGAUAAUAACUUUGAUGAGAAUUUUACCCCUGAUAUUUCAGAGAACAGUCAUUUACCGGCAAACAGACGUCUGUCUAAUGAAUCCACUGCCUCGAGCAUCUUCAUCAAUAACCGUCACCCCAUGUCUUCCCAAAAUGUUAUUCUGAUUCAGAAACCUAGAAAUGUCAACAUCUUCUCUUAGAAAACUUUAAAAUACUAACUUUUUCCACUGUAAACAACUUCUUAAAAAUUGAAAUAGUUAGAAAAUUGCAAUCAGAAAUAUCAGUCACAUGAUUUUUUUUAAAAACCUUUAUGCUAGUGUUCAUAUAGGACAUCAAACUGUUCAUUUGUAUAUAUAGCUAUAUAUUGUGUAUAUGUGUUGGACACCUUUUCAUUCUCUGUUAUAAAAUAAAGACAAACUACUCAUCUUAGUUAAGGCUUAAUUCCCAAGGGCAAUCUCAGUGCUGUAUAUAGAUGUACCUCAG
Messenger RNA from Ostrea edulis (European flat oyster), 1442 nucleotides. RefSeq lists its product as uncharacterized. The transcript has 2 exons. The record is from RefSeq and is a predicted model, not a curated record. Lineage: Eukaryota; Metazoa; Mollusca; Bivalvia; Ostreida; Ostreidae. Bases 164 to 1159 code for a protein of 331 amino acids.